Messenger RNA from Dictyostelium purpureum, 2366 nucleotides. RefSeq lists its product as uncharacterized. NCBI's taxonomy places the organism in Eukaryota, Evosea, Eumycetozoa, Dictyosteliales, Dictyosteliaceae. The transcript has a single exon. Gene Ontology annotation, molecular function: protein binding. The record is from RefSeq and is a predicted model, not a curated record. Bases 169 to 1695 code for a protein of 508 amino acids.
AAUUAAUUUAAAAUUAAACUAUAAAUCUUUUUGUUUUUUUAUAGUUUAUUAUUAUAGAAAAUAAAUAAAGUUUUAAUUAUAAUAAUUGUUAUAAUAGAAGUAAUAAUAAAUUUUUAUAUUUUUAUUUAUUAUAUUAUUUUAUUUAAUUUAAUUUAAUUUAAAAAAUAAAUGGAAAUUUUAAUAAAUAAUAAUAACAAUAAUAGUACUAUUAAUAAUAUUAAUAAUGUUAAUAAUAAUAAUAAAAAUAUAAAUCAGUAUAGUAAUAAUAGUGAUAAUAAAAUAAUGAACGAAAAUGAUAUUUUCAAUAAUAAUAAUAACGAAUUAAUUACAAAAAUACCAAGAGAGGUGUGGAUUCAUAUUCUUGGUUAUUUAAAUGAAAAGGAUUUAUUAAAUGUUUCUUUUGUUGAUUCAUUUUUAUAUCAAAUUUCUCAAGAUAAUUUUUUAUGGAAACCCUUAUAUCUAAAGAAAUGGAAUGUAAUAACUUUACCGCAUAAAAAAAGAAUCUCGAUAGAUAAGAAUUUAAACUCUAAUAAUAAAAGAAUCAAUACUAAUAAACCAGCAAACAACAACCCCACAACAACAGAUGAAAAUAAUAACAAUUUUUCAUUAAACGAAUUAAGUGAAUAUUAUAAAAAUAUUAAUAAUAGUAAUAUAUUAGAUAAUAAUAAUAAUAAUAACAAUAUGUAUAAUUUAUUUGAUAAUAAUUUUAAUAAUAGUUAUUUAAAUUUUAACUUUAAUAAUGUCGAUAAUUCAAUUAAUCAUAAUUUAAAUAAUUUUGUUCAAAAAAUAUUUAAACCAAAACUAAAUAUUUAUAAUAUAAAUAAUAAUGAUAAUCAAGAAUCUUUUAUGAACCAUUUGCCAAUAUGGAAGUCUUUAUAUAGAGAAAGGAAAUUAAUUGUAAAAGAAGGAGGUAUCGAAGAAUUUUAUCAUCUACUGGAAACAUUAAUAGCAUAUCCACUAGAGUUUAACAGAAAAGCGAUGAUGACCAUGUACACAAUAGUGUUUCAAUUAUGUAUUGUAAACUACCGAAUGAUGAACUACCUAUUGCCACCCAUGGAUCUUUAUAGAAUGUUAGUAGAGUGUUGCCACAAUCACCUAAUGAAAAUCUUUAAUGAAUCUAUUCUAUAUGAAGAUGGUCCUCAAUUAAUAAGGUUUUACCUUCACCACUGGAACAACUAUAUUCAUUCAAUUAAACGUAUCAAUAUUGUAUUCAGUUAUUUUCAUAGAGAUUGGAUAAGUAAGCAAGGCGAAGAUAUUUUAGCAAGACCGCUCUCCUUUAAUUUAAAAGGUGCAAAUUGUUGGUGGAAUAAAAUGCUUCAUGGAGGAAAUACACCAAAUGAUCCAUUAGCUUUUGUUCAUUUAACAACAAUGAUGGCAAGAGGGUGGUUUACUGUUUUCUUUUCACAACUUCAAUUUGAUGAAUCAGAUUUAGAUGACCUACCAAACGAUCCAUCAUUACAACCACCACCACAGCCACAAUCACAAUCACAGCUACCACCACAGCCACAACCUCAACCUCAACCUCAAUCUCAACCCCAACCUGAACAGUCACAACAACAUGCUCAACCACAACCUCAGCAAAAGUUUAAUAGACUAUUUAAUGCAUUGGAUAAGUGUAGAGAUAAAAAUGACUAUCAUUUAAUCAGUAACCUAUUUAAAGUCAAUGGCUACAGCUACAUGAAUUUUAUUAUCUAAUGGUGACGAAUCAUCAACAUCCUUAUCAACAGCUUCAUCAUCUAACAUAAUUCACCAAAUAAUAGUUCAACCAAUCUCCACUUCCCUAUAUUCACUUCAAUAUAUAACAUUCUUAAAGUAUAUAAUCCAAAUAAACAUAGUUGUGCAAGAGAUAAUAAUAUUGAUAUAAUAAUAAAAAAAUGUAACAGUAAUGUCUAUAAUAACCUAAACCAAAACAAUAAUAUCAAUUACAAUAUCAAUAACUCUCUUUACAACUUUUAUCAACAACAACAAAUGAAUAGUUUCAUCUACAAUGAUAAUAGUUCCAAUUUUUAUAUAAACCCACAAAACACCUUUUUUCAACAAGGCUAUCAGCAAUUUCAGCAAUAUCAACAUAAUCAACAAAAUAAUAUUUUUACAUUCACCGAUCAAAAUUUCGUUUCUAGCUCCUCUUCUUCAUUAUCAAACUUAAGUAAUAACAACGAGACAUGUCAGUUUUGCUGUGUUUUUAAUUCAAACCCACCUUCUUUGUGUGAUGAAAAAAUGAACAAAAUGUUAAAAAAAUGCUUUGUCCAGCUACUACUUAAUCAUAUUUUAAAAAAAAAUAAAUAAAAAAAAAUUUUUUGCAUCUUUUUUUUUUAUUAAAAAUUUCAAAAAAAAAAAAAAUUAAAAAAUAAAAUUAAAAAAAAUAU